AUGUCUCAACCAGUUGAUAAUCAUGAUCAAGAAACCCUCACCUUCUCUAGUAGGCCUAUUUUCGUAAACGGCCCUCUCAUCAUCGGUGCCGGUCCUUCCGGUCUAGCCGUGGCUGCCGGCCUCAAGCUUCAAAAUGUCCCCUUCACCAUUCUCGACAAAGCCCCGUGCAUUGCUUCACUUUGGCAAAACCGAACUUACAACCGCCUCAAACUCCACCUUCCUAAACAAUUCUGUAAACUUCCCCACUUCUCAUACCCACAUAACAUCCCUAAUUACCCAACAAAAUAUCAAUUCAUCGAUUACCUCGAAGCCUACGCGAAUAAGUUCCAAAUCGAGCCGCGGUUCGAUCAGACCGUGAAAUCGGCUCGUUUCUAUCAGAACUGCGGGAUGUGGAAGGUCAAGGGACUCUUGGGGAAUGAGGUCGACGAGUUUGAAUAUAUCAGUCAGUGGUUGGUGGUGGCGACGGGCGAGAACGCGACUCCGUUUAUCCCGGAAUUCUACGGCCUGAAGGACUUUACCGGCCAAAGUAUGCAUUCUUCUGAAUAUAAGUCCGGCGAGGCGUAUAGUCAUAAACGUGUUUUAGUUGUUGGAUGUGGAAACUCCGGCAUGGAAGUCUCGCUCGAUCUUUGCCACUACAAUGCGAUUCCAUUUAUGGUGGUUCGAAAUUCGUUUCAUGUAUUGCCGAGAGAAAUCCUUGGGAAGUCGACUUACAGUUGGGCAGUGAUGUUGAUGAAAUGGCUGUCAUUGAAGACUGUUGAUAAAAUAAUGAUGUUUGCAGCAAAAUUGAUUCUUGGAAAUACAGAGAUGUAUGGAUUGAAAAGACCAGAAAUGGGUCCUUUAGAGAUUAAAGAAAGUAAAGGGAAGAAUCCGGUUUUCGAUAUUGGUAGUUUAAAGAAGAUAAAAUCUGGGAUGAUGAGGAUAGUUCCAGGUGAGAUUGAUAGGUUUGGAAGUGACAGAGUUGAGCUCGUUAAUGGUGAAGUUGUUGAACAGCUUCACUCUGUCAUUUUUGCAACUGGGUAUUCUAGUAAUGUCCCUUUUUGGUUACAGGAAAAUGAUUUGUUCUCGAAAGAUGGAUGCAAAUGGGAUUUUCCAGAUGAAGGAUGGAAAGGAAAAGAUGGAUUAUAUGCAGUUGGUUUCACAAAAGAAGGGUUGUCUGGUGUUUCAAUAGAUGCCAUAAAAGUUGCUGAUGAUAUUGCAAAAAUCUGGAAAAAUAAAAUAAUGAAAUCAAAUUCACCCUAG
Impatiens glandulifera is the source of this 1239-nucleotide messenger RNA. Its product is annotated as probable indole-3-pyruvate monooxygenase YUCCA7. The transcript has 3 exons. Gene Ontology annotation, molecular function: flavin adenine dinucleotide binding; NADP binding; N,N-dimethylaniline monooxygenase activity. The record is from RefSeq and is a predicted model, not a curated record. Lineage: Eukaryota; Viridiplantae; Streptophyta; Magnoliopsida; Ericales; Balsaminaceae. The coding region runs from base 1 to 1239 and encodes 412 amino acids.